Messenger RNA from Corticium candelabrum, 703 nucleotides. RefSeq lists its product as uncharacterized. The record is from RefSeq and is a predicted model, not a curated record. The transcript is spliced from 2 exons. NCBI's taxonomy places the organism in Eukaryota, Metazoa, Porifera, Homoscleromorpha, Homosclerophorida, Plakinidae. Bases 58 to 516 code for a protein of 152 amino acids.
AAUUACCCGGAGAUACAAUAAUUACCCGGAUAGCACUCUAAACUCCCGGAUUUUAAUAUGUCGGCACAUGAUGUGUGUAGUAUUUUCGUUUACGGAACGUUGCGGCCUGACGACGACACGGGUGCUUCUUGGAAACAUGGAUUUCUAGACGGCACCGUGCAGAGAAAGGCGAUCCUACCUAACGCGGCUCUUUUCUUUGAUUCGUACCCAUGUGUUGUUCUUCAGAUGCCAGGGACUUCUGUUGUCGGUUACGUUGUUUCCUGUCAACGGAAAUCAGACUUUGCCGCUAAACUUCGACUCGGUGACGAGAUCGAGGACUGUCCAUCGAUCUAUGAGCGAGACGUCGUCGAGGUGCGCUUAGUGGACGAAGAAAGCACGAUGAAAGCGUUCGUAUACCACAGGAAGGCGUGCAAACGAGACACACCCAUUGCGAGUGGUGAUUGGUUGGACAGAGAAGGCGUCAGCUUGAAUCCCGGCUUGUACUCAAUGGUUCUUCCAGUUUUAAAGGACAAAUGAGAUGUGGGAGUUAGCACGACAGUUUGAAAAGAAAGCUUGCAAUUUAUGGGAAAAUUGGCAUUUUUUGUAUUUUGCACAUAUAUUAAAAUUUUGCAGAGAAAAGGUGGAAAUAGAAGGCGAGAAAUGUUUUAGUAUCAACAGAAAUUGAUAUUUGUGUUUAUUUCUGCACCGUUAAUUAAUCAGAUUA